This is a messenger RNA of Gaeumannomyces tritici R3-111a-1, 2893 nucleotides long. RefSeq names its product mitochondrial intermediate peptidase. The record is from RefSeq and is a predicted model, not a curated record. Bases 300 to 2768 code for a protein of 822 amino acids. Gene Ontology annotation, molecular function: metalloendopeptidase activity. NCBI's taxonomy places the organism in Eukaryota, Fungi, Ascomycota, Sordariomycetes, Magnaporthales, Magnaporthaceae. Gene Ontology annotation, cellular component: mitochondrion. The transcript has a single exon. Gene Ontology annotation, biological process: peptide metabolic process.
UCCCCACUGAAAGAAUACCAUCCUCAAUUAUUAUGUCCGACGUCGCAUUGUCGCCCGCCACCUUUAAAAUGCGUAACCAGUUCGCAGCUUAACGAACCGAGACCGUGGCAUAGCAUAGCAGCAUCGCAGCGUACACAGCGUCAGACAGACUCCUGCCCCGCGAUGACAGGAUCUCGGUGUUGCAUAGUGUAGCAACAACAGACCCUAGCACGCGACCCCGGCCCGCCGCCCACGCCUCUCCGAUAUAACGCCGACCAUGCCGUAGCGGCGUCUGCCAGAGAUAGCCAGAUAUUCACGUCAUGCUCAAGCUCCUUCGGACUCGGCCAUGGGUCUGCAAUAGCUGCCUCCACCGGGUCUCGGCUCUGCGGCCCCGGGCUGGCCUUGGACGCCAGUUGUCCACGGCCCCCGGCGCCGCGGCGACGACGGCGACAGCAACAACUCUCCUCAAUACCACCCCAACCCCAACCCCAGCCGUGCCCGCUGCCCACGGCACCAGCGAAGCGCACGAUGACUCGAUCCUGCGCCAGAUAUUCGACUCGCCCGCUGCUUGGCGCGAGUUCUCGUCGAGGUCGGCCAUGUUCCCCAUCGGGAACGCUGGUCUGUUCCGCAACGCCUACCUCACCAGUCCGGACGGCUUUCUGGCGUUUGCCCAGUCCACCCUGCUCAAGGCCCAUGCCAUAGUAGAGCGCGUCCUCGGCGCAUCUACCAUGGAGGAGUACAAGGGCAUCGUGCGAGACUUGGAUCGUCUGAGCGACCUCCUCUGCCGCGUCAUAGACCUGUGCGACUUUGUGAGGGCCACCCACCCGGACGGCCGCAUCCAGAGGGCCGCCUCGGAUGCCUGGUAUCUGGUGUACCAGUACAUGAACCAGCUCAACACCACCACGGGCCUGAAUGACCAGCUCGGCCGCGCCAUGGCCGACCCGGACGUCACGGCAUCAUGGUCUGACGAAGAGAAGUCGGUGGCCCAGCUACUGAAGCUGGACUUUAUGAAGUCGGCCGUCAACCUCCCCCAGGCCGCCCGCGACCGCUUCGUCCAUCUUUCACAAAAGAUCAGCGAGAUAGGGUCCGAAUUCGUGAACGAAAUGGCCCCUGAGCAGCGUCGGCUGGUCUUGCCAUCGCAAAAGUUCCAUGGUAUGGACCCUCAGGUCGUCCGCAAUUUUUCACGCAAGGGCGUGGUCAGCCUGCCAACCAUGAGCGGCGAAGCGGCCGCGGCCUUGCGCACCGUCCACGAUGAGGAAACCCGGAAGGCCAUCUACUAUGCUAUACGGACGGCGUCGCGCCAUUCGGUAGGCCUCCUCGAGGGCUUGCUAAAGUUCCGUGCCGAACUCGCCGAACUGGCCGGGUUUGAAAGCUACGGCCACAUGGCCCUCCGCGACAGGAUGAUGGCGAAAACCCCCGAGUCGGCCCAGAAGUUUUUGGUUGCUCUGGCUCAGAACAACAGCCCCAAAGUUCUACAGGAGGCCGAACAACUGGCCCAAGAGAAGCGAGCCCAUCUGGGCCAGUCCUUCGCCGCGCUCGAGCCGUGGGAUAGAGACUACUAUAUCAAUCGCGUUGGCGCAUUCUCGGCUCCGCCUGGACCGAGUCGCGAUGACGCACUGUCCAAUUACUUCUCGGUGGGCAGCGUGAUGCAGGGUCUCUCGAGGCUUUUUGGUCGUCUGUAUGGGAUACGGUUCGUGCCGUGCGAGACGCUCCCCGGCGAGAAGUGGCACCCUGAUGUUCGCCGCCUGGAUGUGGUCUCGGACACGGAAGGUCAUGUUGCUGUUUUGUACUGCGACCUCUUCUAUCGCGACGACAAGUCCCCGAACCCAGCCCAUUUUACCAUUCGCUGCUCGCGCGAGAUUGCAGAGAGCGAGAUGGCCGAGGCGGCGGCGGAUCAGCAAACCGAGCACAUGCACGGCCACACAAGCCCCGUGUUUGAAUCACCCGAGAUGGCGGCCAACGAUGGGAUGGCCAUAUCUAGGCUUCCAGGCGGCGUGUUGAAGCAGCUCCCAACGAUUGCGCUAGUGUGCGACUUCCCACAGCGCGAUGAUGGCGGCAUGGGCGGGGAGAGGCCGGCAUUCCUGAGCUUCUCGCAGCUCGAGACGCUCUUCCAUGAGAUGGGCCACGCGAUCCAUUCGGUACUGGCCCGCACGUCGUUCCAGAACGUGGCUGGCACGCGGUGCGCAACAGACCUGGCGGAACUUCCGUCGACGCUGAUGGAGUACUUUGCGGCGGACCCGUCGGUGCUAGCGCUGUUUGCGCGCCACCACGAGACGGGCGAAGCGCUGGACCACGGGCUCGUGGCGGAACGGCUGCAGCGAUCGCAGCGGUUCGAGGGCUGCGGGACCGACUACCAGGUGAUACUGGCCAUGUUGGACCAGGUGUACCACUCGCCCGAGGCCUCGGCGCCGGGCUUCAGCUCGACGGAUGCGUACCACGCGCUGCAGAUGCGGCACAGCAGCCUCGCGCCGGACCCGUCCUCGACGCGCUGGCAGGGCUUCUUUGGACACCUGUUUGGAUACGGCAGCACCUACUACAGCUACCUGUUUGACCAGGUGCUGGCGGAGCGGGCCUGGAAGGUGGUCUUCUCGUCGGGCCGCGGCGGCGCCGCGCUCAGCCGCGAGGCCGGCGAGCACCUCAAGGACAGCCUGCUCAAGUGGGGCGGCAGCCGUGACCCGUGGAGAUGCGUGUCGGACGCGCUGCGGGACGAGCGGAUCGCCGAGGGCGGCGAGGUGGCCAUGGCCCUCGUCGGCAGCUGGGGUACCAGCAAGAAGACGGCCGAUGCCUGAUGGGCCCGUCACUGCUGUCGGCAGCAAAAUGCUCCGAGGUGGGCACCCGGCUCGUAUAAACGACGCACAAAGUACAUAGACAUAGACACGACGGAAAAUAGAAUCGUAUUUGUUGUUAUCCCUGA